Messenger RNA from Mus musculus (house mouse), 7821 nucleotides. Its product is annotated as expressed sequence AI593442. The coding region runs from base 2588 to 3187 and encodes 199 amino acids. Gene Ontology annotation, cellular component: membrane. NCBI's taxonomy places the organism in Eukaryota, Metazoa, Chordata, Mammalia, Rodentia, Muridae. The record is from RefSeq and is a predicted model, not a curated record. The transcript is spliced from 3 exons.
CAGAAGAGGAGAUAUAGAAAGGCUUAAUGGGAUUUUGGCUUGAAAAUGUAUGUCUUUAAUUUGCCUAAAACAUUUGCAGUUAAAUACCACUAUCUCCCAAGUCACACCGAACUGUAGUAUGAUGCAAGCUAUCUAGGGUGAGACUUUGUCUUUCACAGGUUGUGGGAAAAGGCACAGACACCUUCAGCAUUCUUAGCAUAGCAGAUGGUCUCAUUUGUAACAAAAGAGUAAGAACACUGGCAGUCCAUGACAUAAUCUGAAAUUAUGACAUGUAAAAAGAAUGCCUGUGCUGAUGUAACCCCAAUACCAGACGUUGUUGAGCUAUAUCUCCUCUGGAAACACUUAAUGACUGCCCCAAGUCUAGAAUACAGACUAUAAAGGGUUAAUUCCGUAUAGAGAGUUCUUUUUACAAGACAACCUUUCUCCCCUGCUAAAGAGUUUUCCUAAACAGCCAGAUCUCUUUCUGGAGUAUUCAAACUUGGAUUUGCUUUACAAUAUGUUGAUGAGACUCUGCUGAGAGUGUCCACAAAAGAGCCACUGCCUGUCUGGUAUCCACAGUGAAGUCUCACAGGUCACAGUGAAGCAAGCAAGCAACGACUCACCACUCUCUGAGGUCAGUGAAUCCAGAGUCACUCGAUGUGGAGGGUGGCUUUAACAGGCAUCAGGCCCUCUACUUCUGGGAAGGAACACUUAUGCAAAUAUCUAGGUCAUUGGCCAUCCUUUACUGUGUGACUUUGGCAGUCAAAGGGCAUCAGUCUGUGGUCUGAAGCAACUGUGCAUUGUUCAGCCUGUACUGAACUGUUAUCUUAAGUGGAAUUCUUUUUCUUAUUGAUACAUAUGAAGAUGGAACUGAUACUUCCCUUCUCUUUGUAGUGCUGUGAAUAGAACCCAAGGCCUUUGGCAUCUUACACAAGUGCUUUAACAUUGUGCUGCUCCCCAGGCCCCAGAUGAUUUGUGCUCAAAUAAACGAAAGCAGAGAUGGGGUGGGGGAAGAAUAUGGAGUGCCAUGCAUUUAUGGCGUGAGCAGGAGGAAAAUGAGAAUUUGGAGUAGGGGUAGAUGGGUACAUAGGGUCAGAAGGAGAAAUCUUUUUUUCUUCAUAUCUGACCUCACUUCCUGACUGUAGCUGAUAGGAGUGAGUAAGUGGCAGCUAGUAUUCCCCUUAGCUUUCCUUCAUGAUGUAUAGCAUGAAGAGGAGGCAGGAACACACACUCCACGACUGACCAACUCGGUGAGAAAAUGUUGCACACUUUCUAGACUCAAAGACAGGAGGUAAACAAGACAGGAGAGAAGAAAGAAAAAAGCAAAACAAAACACGGUUUUAAUAAGUUAUCUCAGUGCCCUAAAGACCAUACUCUGUUUAGUUAGUGUUCCAAGCAAGCGUUCCCAAUCACUCACAUAAAGCAAAGCAUACUCUAUUUUGAAGAUGGUUACUAUAAUAGAAUACACUAUUUCUGUUUCUGAAAGGAUCCCAAACUAGUCGUUCACUGGUCUCUAUAAGAUUUUUUUGCAGGCUGCUAAGAGCCUUUUUAGGAGAUGUAAACAUUUAACUGAAAAAGCAAAUGUAUCAAGAAUCAAGCACGUUGACAAAAAAUUAGAAUCAACGAAGGGACAUUUUUUUAGCAGUACACACAAUGUUGAGAAUUUUUACGGGUCAUUGGUUCCUGCACUUCUCUUUGUAAUUUCCCCUUCCCACCCUUCAAGCCCAUGUAUGCUUUGUGUCUUCAGAAUGUGGGAUCCUCGAAAAAAAAAGGGGUGUUCAAUACACCGAAUGGAUCCUGGGCCUGAAGAUGAGCGUGCGGGGGAAGAAAUCAAAAAGCAGAUGGGAUGACAUACUUUGGAGACUGGUGGAGAGAUGCAGUCUUUGAUGCAUAUUUAGGUUCCUGAUUCUGAUUCUGUCACAGUUGUGUUGACAAAUGUCCUUGCCAUCUCCCUAGUAUAAGCAGUUUAUGCUUAGAACCAGAGGCAGAAAAAUAGGAUUGGGGAGUAGCAGGGACUCUGAUCAGUCAACAGGAAAAAAAAGUGUACCCCCAGGGGAGAAGAUUCUCCUGGAGCAAAACUGUACCUGGAGACCGGUUGAGGUUGAAGCAUAGAGCAAUGGAAGAACUGAAGCCUGCUUCUUCCUAGGCAAAGGAGUGCUUGUGCUGAAUGAAGGCUAAGAGCUGAGCUCCCCAUAGCAGCAGCAGCAGCAGCAGCAAAGGCAGCGGCGGCGGCGGCGGCGGCGGCGGUGGCGGCGGCGAGGGUGGCAGCAGCAGCGCGGCUCUGUCUCUGGUCCCAGCGCUCCGUGCCUUCUGCAGCCGCCACUGCAGCCAAGGGCUCCUUCUCUGCAACUGGCUGGUCCUUCCAGCACUGUGCCUGGGGAAAGGAAACAGGAUCAAAGAAGACCAGAGACACUCUCCCUGGGGCCACUAGCUCUGGCCCGCUUGCUUGGCGGCAGUUGCUCCCUCAGUCUUUGGCUGGAGAGCUCACUCCCUCCAGCGCUAAAGAGCAGUUGGGGUGGUGUGGGUUCCUGUCCACGUCUUGGCUGGUGGGAACCGUGUGUCCAACAGAGGAAGCCUGGUGGGCCUGGCCCCUCUCAGCCCAGCGCCGAUGAGUGCCAGGGCGCCGAAAGAGCUGAGGCUGGCCCUGCCGCCUUGUCUCCUGAACCGGACCUUUGCUUCCCACAACGCCAGUGGAGGCAGCAGCGCAGGUCUCCGCAGCUCAGGCGCAGGUGGUGGCACUUGCAUCACGCAGGUGGGACAGCAGCUCUUCCAGUCUUUUUCAUCUACGCUGGUGCUGAUUGUCCUGGUCACUCUCAUCUUCUGUCUCCUCGUGCUGUCCCUCUCCACUUUCCACAUCCACAAGCGUAGGAUGAAGAAGCGGAAGAUGCAGAGGGCUCAGGAAGAAUAUGAGCGAGAUCAUUGCAGCGGCAGCCACGGUGGUGGGGGGCUGCCUCGGGCAGGUGUUCAAGCUCCAACCCAUGGAAAAGAAACCCGACUGGAGAGGCAGCCCCGGGACUCCGCUUUCUGCACCCCCUCCAAUGCUACUUCUUCUUCCUCCUCCUCCUCCUCAUCCCCUGGUCUCCUGUGCCAGGGUCCCUGUGCGCCUCCGCCUCCACUGCCAGCCCCCACUCCACAAGGAGCACCCGCAGCUUCCUCCUGCUUGGACACACCUGGCGAGGGCCUUUUGCAAACGGUGGUACUGUCCUGAUUGCGCAGCCCCUCUCCUGACCCUUUCCUCGUCUCCAGCAUCUUGACCGUCCUCGCUUUUGUUCCUCCUUCCUUCCUUUUCCGUUCUCCUUUGGCCCCUGUUUUCUCUGCCCUCUUUCCUUACCUGGCCACCCUUUCACUGUCUCUCCUCCGCCGAGGCACUGUGCGGUAUUUGUAAAUAUUGGGCGAGGAAAGUCUCAGAGGAAGAAAUAACGCUGAUAAUACUUUACUGAUAUUUAUAGUAAUUAUUAUACUACUAAUAACACAGUCCAAGCGCAUGACAAAUCACAUAAUUUCUCAUUGUUAAUGAAGGCUGCAUCUUCCCUCCCCACCCCGUGCCCCCCUCAAUAAGGAGAAGAAACCGCACAAGCUACCAAAUAUUUAAGACAUUGACACCGAAGCAAAGGGAUGGGAGGGGGCCGGUGAUGUUGUAUAUAGCUGUCAAGUGAAGGUUUAGUCGCCUUUCUGCCCCUCCCUCACGGGCUUUCACUUUUCCUUUAGCUUGUCUCCCCUCCCCUUUCCUCACCUUCAGCUGGGCUCAGGCAAUAGUAUAUUAUAAAGGCAACAUCUACAUUAAGCACCAGAGACCACAUAGAAUGUCCCAGAAAAACGUUUAGGACAGGUAACCCCUCUCUAGUCAGUCAUCAUUUCACUUUUUGCUUUCCCCCUGGCAGAAUUAGAGUUUUACUUUUAGAAAUAUCACUCGCUGGUCGAGCACAGAAAAAGAAAACAAAAAACAAAAACAUACUAUCUGAUUUGCUGCUCAUUAGGGCCCAUUUGUACACCUGACUGGUAGUCGUUUUGGUUUGGUUUGUUUGUUUGGUUUUUUUUUUUUCCCUUUGGGGAAUUUUUUUUUUUUUUUUUUUUUUUUUUUGAGCCUCAGAGAAACCGGGAGCUGUCCAGCCAGGUCUGGUGCUGAAUAUGUCUCACCUUCAUGGUUACUUCCUCUGGUUGUGCAGACCAAAGAAGGAGCUGUUUUGGAAAGUGAUUGUCUUGGUUUUGAUUGGUUUCUUUCUUCUUUUUUCUACAAUUGGAUUGUUUUUUCUUAUCACUAUACAUUGCAUAAGUUACCUUUAUGUAAAAAAAAAAAGUAUUAGGCAAUGUGCAGUUCUGAAAAUGCAGUAUCUAACCAACUAGUAUGUUUCUGUUUUAUUUUUAGAACAAGUGCACCUUUGUUAUAUACUUAUUAUAUUGGUACCAAAUACAGAAGAAAACUAUAGUUCUGUGAUAUGUCCUCCAAACUGUAUAUUUUUGUUCUUCUGACUUUCCAGCUGUUGAUAUAAUGGUUGCCACUGGCUGAGGAAGUCAGUGGUGUAGGCCUGGCUUCUGCUGUUUCCGGAAGUGUUCUUUUGUAUUUUACGCUGUAGUAGACUAUUAUAAAACGAUGACACCCAUGUUUCCCCCUUUUUCUUUUGUGAAUAACAGAAACAACCACAACAGAAAACAAAUAAUGGAUGUGCUGGAAUGCCAUCUAUUAAAAACAUGGUUAAUAUUUAAACAGUGCCUGUGGUUCUCUGCAUGCAGUUGCCACCUGGAGGCAGUGCUGUGUGUGCUUGCUUGUACUGUAUGUGUUUGGGGGAAAGACUGGUGGAGAUGUUGGGCAAUUUGGAUGACAGGACAUGACAAUUUCCAAGUUAAAUCUGUAAACGCUUACAGGAUAAAACUGUUUACAGCUUGUUUAGUUAUGACUCCAUGCCUGCAUCUGAUAUACAGCAAAGGGGAUCUUUCUUCUUCCCAAGUCUGGCCUAAUUAACCUCCCUGAACACAUAGGAAAUGUUAAGGGAAAAGGAAAGCAUGAGAGAAGAUAAAUCUCUUGUCCUCUCUUUAAAUGUCAGAUAAGUCCCUCUAUGUUAGACUCUGCUGUUUAGUGAAGGGCAGUGGGACCCCUACAUAUAUCCAUCUCCCAAGCCACUAGCUCCCCUCUAUGCUCUGUCUUAUUUCAAGUUGUAUGUGGUUAUUAUCCCGAGAAAUGAUUGCCUCUAAUGUUUUGGUUACAUAUAAAGUUUUCCAAGCUCAGUCUGUAUCUUUAUAAAAUAAUUUAAUAAGGUUGAUUUAGUCACCCAUAGAUAUCAUCCAAGUCCUUUCUGAAGCACAGAAGACCAUCGUUUAAGCAUGCCAUGUUGUAUCAUUAGGAAGAUCAGGUAUAAUCUUUGGAUACAAUAUAUUAAACAAUGAACCAGAUUCUCUCCAGUGCCUUAGUCACUUCCUAGUAACAGGUCAGAGUGCAUUCAGUCCCUCGGGCCACCAAGGAUGCUGUUAGUGUAUCAGAGCUCUACACUGUACAACAGAAUGGCUAAGGCACUGUGAAGGAGAAUAUCCAUUAAUCUCUUUAACUUGCCCUCAUCCAACUGUAGCUCUUAAUACCGUCUUACAGAAUGGGUUUUAGAUGUGAAAUCUGAAUAGGAUCAGGAACCCAGAAGGAAGGUUCAUCAUUUCAGUGAGCUCUACAUAAGUGCAUAGAUAUUACUUUUUUCCAUUAUUUGGUGCACUCUUUUUACAGUAAAUAAUUUCCCAUUUUAUUAAAGCAAUAAGAUAUUCUGUUUUGAGCAGCGCUAGAUGCUCAUUCCACUUCCUUGGUGCUGAAGCAACUCAUAUGUUCUUGCCUUAUGAAUCACAGUGCAUUCAAGGCAUGCAAUAAUAAUCCCCUUCCAAGAAGCAGCCUGCACACCCUAGGGGGCAAUGUCCUACAUACUUUUCCCCAAAAGAAAUAGAGCAAACAAGAAAUAAACUAAUUAUGUGUAUUUUAAAAAAAACAUCUUGAUACCUCUAACCAUAAGCACACAUCUGUAAUGUGCUAUCAUUGUGCACCUUUAAGUGUAUAUGCCUUUUCCAUCAAUUGACUAGGGAUUAAUAUUUUAAUAGUGUCCUGUGUAAAGAUGAUGCAGCUUAUCAAUCACAUUUCAUACUGAGUUUAAUAUGCUGUGAACCUGGUGGCACCACACAAGAUUUCUGUUAGUUAGAGUGAUAAUUACAUGAAAUUCUAGUAGGCCAGAUCCCACACCAAAUUAUUGUAAUAAAGAUACGACAAUGCAAAUUUCUAUAGAGUCUGCUUAGAUUGCUACUUAGAGAGCGCAACUGACCCAUAUGACAUUCGAGUUUUCAUUUUUAUGAGACAAAAGGCAUUAUGAAAAUAGCUAAAUUUACUCUAAGGAUCUUGUUUACUGAUGUCCCGUCAAACUAAUUGCUCCAACCUUCUAUAGCUACAGCUCAGCUCCUGCACUUGCUAUUCAGUAUUAAUAAAGUAGCAUGCUUGAUUCUUACUAUUUUAAAAAUGAGAAAAAUAGAGAGAGAAUGCCGAUAUGUCAACUAUAUGGGACUCUGACUCUUGAAGAUGAAGAUGGAUAUAAUCUUUAGAAUUUAUAUACACCCAUAGAUAUGUAUUUAUAUAUGCAUACAUUUUGUACAAAUUUACAAUGGACUUUUUGUAUUCUCUUUUCUGUCAUUAUAAGUAUGAGACUGAAACCAAAUAGUUGUUCCAUCCUCUGAUCCAGAGAGGAUCUGAGGAGUCAGGUGUAUGCAUGUACUUGGUUCUCUGAGGUCAAAUCAGAAUGGCUUUCUCUUUAUUUAGUGGAAGGGGAGAGUCUUCCUUGGCUUGGGGAAUUGGUAAUUAGAUAAGCUUCCUUUCCUAUAUUAGUGACUCAAAUGUAGCAAUGAUAACGAAGUCAUGACCAUCUCUAUGUGGUCCAGCUAUUUGAUGGAUCAAAAAUCUAUCUACACGAGCAUUGGAGCCAUCUAGACCACAAUCAUGGAUUGCAAUCUGAUUUUUCCUCUUCACUUUCAACUUACAUGUUGUAUGAGAUACAACAUAUACCUGCAUAGCUAAAGGUAAAAUGAAAAUAUACCUACUAUUUGUUUAGUUUGAAGAGUAGCUUUUUGGAAAAUAUGGACAAUUUAGCUUUAAAAAUUACUGGGCAUUUGACUUUUUAACCCUCCCUAUCUGUAACCAUUGAAUUGAUUAGAUACUGACUAAAAUUUCUUUUUCCAAUGCAUAGGCAUAGAUUUUAAGUGCUUUUAAUGGAUAAUUGCUAAGAAAUGACUAACUAGUAUUACAUGAGAGUUAUGGGCUAAAUUGGAACCAGAAACUUUAAUAUGGCUUCUAAAAUUCACUCCCAUGGAAGUCUAGGCUUUGGACUCGAAUCUGAAAAGCCACUUAUUCAUGUUUGGAAAUUGUGGUGUGGUCCAUAGAUGUUCAUGUAAGAACGGAUUGCCCCAUCUACACAGGAAGGUAUUUCAUCACUGGGCUGAAUAUAAAUCUGAUUCUGGUUUAGUUUUUCCUUAUUUGAUAACAUUUUGGAAGCAGACGUGAUGGCUUCACAUCAAUACUUAUCAAUGUCACCAGCCCAAUGGUGCAAUUGGUGCAGUGUCAGAAUGCUUAGUGGAGAAUAAGAACUUACUUAGCUUUAAUUGAGAGACAGUGCAUUAUUCGGGUUGCUUUACCCAUUUGAGGAAGGAUAUUUCACUGAGACUUGUGGUCUCACAGGAUUGCUGCUACAGAGAGGAUAACGACAGUGAUGGCAUCAACAGAAGAAGUGAUUUUUGAACUCGAGUAUAUCCAAUAGAUAGAAUAAAACAGGUAUUAGAAAUUCAUGAAAAAUUUGUUUUGCUUUUAUAUCAAUAAAAGAGUUUUCUUGUUAA